AUGCUUUCCGAACCUCAUGAAUCCGAUCCCUCAGAGGCAUCCCCACUCCUGGGCCAGCCGUCGCUGUCCUCUCUUUCCAGAAAGUCCUCGCAGACGACAAUCCCCGACGCUCCUCCCGAUGGCGAGGACACGCGGAUUUCCGUCUCGCGCGGAACGACCAUCGUCGCUUCACUUGGCUUGAUCAUGUUUUUGCAAGGCAUGUCUACCUCAUGCAACUUUUCGCUCUUGACCACCACUCAAUCUGCCAUAGCAGCCGACCUUGAUGCCUUCGAAGAGGUCACUUGGUUUACCUCGGCUUACUUGGUGCCCAUGUCAAGCAUCACGCCGCUUGCAGGACGCCUCAGUCAAAUAUUCUCGCCACGCGCCUGUGUCUUUGUCGCCAGUCUGUUCUUCUCUCUGGGCGGAAUAGUCACGGCUUUUUCACCAACUGUUGAAUGGUUUCUCUUUGGGCGUGCCUUGACUGGUCUAGGCGGCGCCGGCAUUCUCUCGCUCACCAUCAUCAUCGUACUGCAAGUCGGUGGGGAGAAAAAACGCGGGCUGUUUCUCGGUUGCGUUAACUCAAUCAUAACGUCCGGUGUAUCGCUCGGUGCCGUGCUAGGCGGGGCGAUUGAGCCGAAUCUUGGUUGGAGAGCCGUCUUCUGGAUGCAAACUCCCCCAAGCAUUCUGGCCGGCAUAGUCGUAUUUCUUAGUAUACCAUCGCAUCUUGGCGCUGGCAAGGGGGAUAACCGGACGCUGAAGGAAAGGCUCUCCCAAAUAGACUAUGCCGGAGCCGUCCUACUGACUGCCGCCAUCACCACCCUGCUCAUCUCGCUAUCCGGGCCCAAGGUUCUCAUCCUUCCGCUCAUUCUCUCCCUCGUCCUCUUUCCCACCUUCAUCAUCACCGAGAUCUACUUCGCCCGCGACCCCAUCAUCCCCAUCACGCUCCUCAAAUCCCGCGGCACAGCUCUCACUUGCCUCGCCACCCUCGGCUUCAUGAUGGCACGCUGGUCCGUCCUCUUCUACACACCCGUCUACGCCCUGGGCGUACGUCUCUGGGCCCCAGCAGCCGCCGGCUCCAUCCUCAUCCCCACCAACCUCGGCUUCGCCACCGGCGGCGUGCUCGCCGGCCUCCUGCACAUCCGCCGCGCCGGCUCCUUCUACGCCCCCAGCCUCAUCACCAUGGCCAUCUUCCCGCUCACCCUCCUCGCCCUCGGCCUGGCGAGCCGCGCCGCCACCCCCGCCGCGCUCUACGUCGUCCUCACCUUCCUCAACGGCCUCACCACCGGCGCCGCCGUCAACUACGCCCUCGUCCACGCCCUGCACCUCACCCCCAAGCACACCCACUUCGUCCUCACCUCGCUCGUCGCCACCUUCCGCGGCUUCGCCGGCUCCUUCGGCUCCGCCAUCGGCGGCGGCGUCUUCGCCCGCCUCCUCGCCAACGCCCUCGCCCGCGGCUUCGCCCGCCGCGGCUUGCCCCCCCGCUCCAAGGACGAGCUCAUCCGCCGCCUGCUCGGCAGCCCCGCCCUCGUCGCCCGCCUGCAGGGCGUGGACCGCGCCGUCGCCGUCGAGGGGUACGAGCGCGCGCUGAGGGGCUUGUUCCUCGCCGCCGUCGCGCUGGCCGUCGUGACGGUCGCCGUGCAGGCGGGGACGGGCUGGCGCGGGUACGACGACGAGGGUCGGGAGGUGACGGGCCGCGAGGUGGAGAGCGAAGAGGAGAGGAGGAGGAGGGAGAGGGAAGACGAGGAGGUUGGCGAGGCGGCUGCAGUGUAG
This is a messenger RNA of Diplodia corticola, 1749 nucleotides long. Its product is annotated as mfs multidrug transporter. The record is from RefSeq and is a predicted model, not a curated record. Gene Ontology annotation, molecular function: basic amino acid transmembrane transporter activity. The transcript is spliced from 5 exons. Gene Ontology annotation, biological process: transmembrane transport; basic amino acid transport. Bases 1 to 1749 code for a protein of 582 amino acids. Lineage: Eukaryota; Fungi; Ascomycota; Dothideomycetes; Botryosphaeriales; Botryosphaeriaceae. Gene Ontology annotation, cellular component: fungal-type vacuole membrane.